UUAAAAAACCAGCCCACCACCACCGCAAACACCGGUCCCUAUCUCUCUCUCUCUCUCUCUCCUCAUUCUAUCUCUCUACAACCCCGAAUAACACAGUCCAGAAGAACCUCCGAAAGAGUACUCGCUCACAUGCAAUGGACUGCUCCUCCCGACACCACCACCAGAUCUGACCCAACUCCCAGGCCAAGACCCACCCCGGGGAAAAUGGAUUCAGACCAGCGGCGGAAGCGAAAGCGCCUCGUCACCAGACCAAUCUACCGCUACUUUUUCUCCGUAAGACCCCUGCUCCUCUGCCUCGCAUUCGUUUCCUUCCUCUACUUCCUCUCCCACCGAAUCCCCGUGAAUCCGUCGGCGUUCAAGCCGAUUCUGGUGGUCUCUUCCCUCCCCUUGCUCUCCUCGUCCCAAAUCAGCUCGUUCCGGCACUACCGUGCCAGGAAGCUGCUGGCGAACUCGUUGAGGAUCGAGGAUCGAGUCCUGUUCCCCGAUCACGUGUUGUUGCUCGUGUCCAAUUUGAAGAAACGAGACGGAUUGGAAUGCGUUUAUUUUGAAAAUGGAAGCAAUUCUGAUGAGAGAUGGAAAUUAGGAGGGAAAUUAGGGACGAAUGUUUUGUCAGUAGACGAGUACGGUGGGUUCCAAUCGGUUGUGAGGUGUCCUAUCCCGCCUCUGAAUUAUUCCGCGGCGGUGGGUUUAGAGAGAGGAGGGAGAAAGGUUUCGGGGAGAAAUAAUGGAGUUGUUCAUUCGUGGGAGACGCUAGCGUACGCUGCGGAAUUGGAUGGGGCGACAGCGGUGGUGUUCGUGAAGGGGCUGAAUCACCGGCAGGAUAGGGAGUCGGACCCGGCCCAAUUCGGGUGCCACUGGGAGAGAGAAGGAAGGUAUGCGGGUCGUUCGAAAGCAGUCGCGGUUGCUCAGGAAGUGGUGAGGUGUUUGGUGCCGAAGAGGAUAGGGUUGAUGAGGCCGGGUAAGGCCGAGGCGAUUCGGGUGACGAUUGGAGUGAACCCUAGUUUGUUGCCUAGGAGCGUAGUAGGGUUGAACCCGGCUAAGGCCGAGGGGAUUCGGGUCAGGGUUGGGGUGAACCCUAGUUUGCGCGCUAGGGGUAGUAGUGACCAUGUUCUUGUUCCAUCUGUCGCGAAGGUUAUUGUUUCUAAUAAUGUGGCGGAUGAGGGAGAGAAGAGGAGGAGGGGGGAUUUUUCGAAGUACAAGCUUUGUGUAUGCACAAUGGUGUGGAACCAAGCUCCUUCGCUUCGCGAGUGGAUUAUGUACCAUGCUUGGCUUGGUGUCGAAAAGUGGUUCAUUUAUGACAACAAUAGCGACGACAAGAUAAAAGACGUGAUUGAACAGCUUGAACUUGAGGACUACAAUGUUAGUCGCCACGUUUGGCCUUGGAUCAAGACUCAAGAAGCGGGGUUCUCACACUGCGCUUUAAAAGCUAGAGAUGAAUGCAACUGGGUUGGAUUCAUGGAUGUAGAUGAGUUUUUCUACUUCCCAUUUCCCACCCAGAAGCAGAGAUCAAAGAAGUACCGUUUCCACGGUCAAAACUCCCUUCGAAAUUUAGUCAUGAAUAUUUCGUCAACCUCACCGAGAAUCGCGGAAAUCAGAACGGCGUGCCACAGUUUUGGGCCAUCCGGACUGAACUCACCUCCUUCAAAGGGCGUUACGGUUGGGUACACUUGUCGACUUCAAAGCCCUGAGAGACACAAAUCGAUUGUGCGUCCUGAUGCACUCGACAAAACCCUUCUAAAUGUAGUGCAUCACUUCCACUUGAGGAAAGGAUUUAGAUACCUGAAUUUGCCACAGGGCGCGGCUGUGAUUAACCACUACAAAUAUCAAGUUUGGGAGUCUUUCAGAGCCAAGUUUUUCAGAAGGGUUGCUACCUAUGUGGCUGAUUGGCAAGAGAAUCAAAACGAAGGGUCUAGGGAUAGAGCACCGGGGUUGGGGACAGAGGCGAUCGAACCGGCUAAUUGGCAUUUGCAGUUCUGUGAGGUUUGGGAUACGGGUAUGAGGGACUUUGUUUUUGCUAAUUUUGCGGAUUCUUCAACUGGGUUGUUGCCAUGGGAGAGGAAUCCGCUGCAAAAGAUGAUGUAAAAAUGUUACUCACACUGUCACACACGAUCAUUCUUUGUUUUCAUUUCUUCACUUUUUUGUAUGUGAUUCUUACUUUUGUAGGCAUGAGAAGUAGAAGAAUUGAUAGAUGAGCUACAGAGUUGAUGAGUAUAGAUUUGUAUUUCUUUUAGAAGAAGUUGACGAGAUUGUAUUUUUUUUUUCCCCUAGUGCUUAUAAAUUGAUUUGUUGACCCAUA
This is a messenger RNA of Rhododendron vialii, 2296 nucleotides long. Its product is annotated as glycosyltransferase family 92 protein RCOM_0530710. The record is from RefSeq and is a predicted model, not a curated record. The transcript has a single exon. Bases 130 to 2082 code for a protein of 650 amino acids. NCBI's taxonomy places the organism in Eukaryota, Viridiplantae, Streptophyta, Magnoliopsida, Ericales, Ericaceae.